Molecule: messenger RNA, 1593 nt
Organism: Chenopodium quinoa (quinoa)
Lineage: Eukaryota; Viridiplantae; Streptophyta; Magnoliopsida; Caryophyllales; Amaranthaceae
Product: choline-phosphate cytidylyltransferase 2-like
Exons: 8
Coding region: 199-1227 (342 amino acids)
Biological process (GO): CDP-choline pathway
Molecular function (GO): choline-phosphate cytidylyltransferase activity; phosphatidylcholine binding
Source: RefSeq, a predicted model, not a curated record
CUUUAAAAAAAGAAAAGGGCCCCUCUUUGCGCUUAACGAGGGGUAGAGAAAGAAAACGUAGCACCAGUUUUUGCAAUAGAGAGAGAAAUAUGGCUAAUCGAGAGAGAUCGAUACAACAAGCAUAGUAUCAAUUGUCAAAAUCUUUACACCUUCCAAAAUUAAAUUUCCCAAAUCAAUUUUUAUUCAACAAUAAGAAUAAUGUCAAAUUCUUCAAACCCCAAAUCUACUUGGUGUGCUGACCCUCCUACUGACCGCCCUGUUCGUGUUUAUGCCGACGGAAUUUACGAUCUCUUUCAUUUUGGCCAUGCUCGAUCCCUUGAGCAAGCCAAAAAAUCAUUUCCAAACACAUAUUUGCUGGUGGGAUGCUGCAGUGAUGCAAUAACCCAUAAAUACAAGGGGAAAACUGUUAUGAAUGAAGCUGAGCGCUACGAAUCUCUUCGUCAUUGCAAAUGGGUUGACGAAGUUAUUCCUGAUGCACCUUGGGUGGUAGAUCAAGAAUUUCUUGAUGCGCAUAAGAUUGAUUAUGUUGCCCAUGAUGCUCUUCCUUAUGCUGAUACCAGUGGAUCUUGCAACGAUGUCUAUGAAUUCGUCAAACUUGCUGGAAAGUUUAAGGAAACCCAACGGACAGAUGGAAUUUCUACUUCAGACAUCAUUAUGAGAAUUGUUAAAGACUAUAAUCAAUAUGUGAUGCGUAACUUGGAUCGUGGAUAUACGAGAAAGGAGCUAAAUCUUAGCUAUGUGAAGGAGAAACGUCUAAGAGUCAAUAUGAGGUUGAAGAAACUCCAUGAAAAAGUCAAGGAGCAGCAAGAAAAGAUCCAAACGGUGGCUAAAACCGCUGAAAUGACUCGAAAUGAAUGGGUGGAAAAUGCUGAUCGCUGGGUAGCUGGAUUCCUUGAGAUGUUUGAGGAAGGAUGUCAUAAAAUGGGAACAGCUAUUAGGGACCGAAUUCAAGAGAGUUUGAUGGGGCAGCAGUCUAGAGGUUUGCUGCCUAAUGGAAUGCUAGAUGAUGGAGAAAGUGAAGAAUACUUUGACGAUGAUCCUUACUAUGAUGAUGAAGAUGAGUACUAUUAUGAUGAAGAUGAGUACUAUGAUAAUGAAGAGGAUGAAGAAAAGGAGAAGCAAGACAAGGAUACGAACAAACAGGAAAAAAUUGAUGAGAAAACGAACAAACAGGAAAAUACUGAUGAGAAAAAGAACGAACCUGAGAAAGUAGAAGAAAAGAAUUAGACAGUUGGGAGUUUUGCUUGUCACUAUAGGUUGAUACGUACUAUCAGAGGUGAUUUUCAAGGGGUUUAUGUAAAGUGUGACAGACAUAGUAGCGUGCUUUCCAUUGUAUUUGUAGCUAUUACGGAGAUAGUACAGGUUUGCAGGAUCCAAGUUGUUGAUUAGUUAAAAGAUUUACUUGCUACAACACUUACACCCCCUUCGCUUUCUUAGUUUGAAGGACAAUGUAAAGAUUGAAGAAGAUGAACAACAAACCCGAGGUCGGGUUGUUGAAUCUUAUCAUGUUUUGAUCUUGUAGGGAUGUACUCCUGUACUGUUUAUGUGGACUUGAAAGCUUUUGGUAUAUAGCCUAAUUGUUUUAUAAUUUCA